Molecule: messenger RNA, 2736 nt
Organism: Pezoporus occidentalis (night parrot)
Lineage: Eukaryota; Metazoa; Chordata; Aves; Psittaciformes; Psittacidae
Gene: TMOD1
Product: tropomodulin 1
Exons: 11
Coding region: 158-1186 (342 amino acids)
Biological process (GO): pointed-end actin filament capping; actin filament organization; myofibril assembly
Cellular component (GO): myofibril; striated muscle thin filament; cytoskeleton
Molecular function (GO): tropomyosin binding
Source: RefSeq, a predicted model, not a curated record
CUGAGUGACGGCCGGGACGGGGCUGGGGCCGCGGCCGCCCCCCCGCCCCCAGCAGCGGCGCAGCCGGCACGGGCAGGACGCGCCGCCCGGGCUCGGCUCGGCUCACGGGUGCGGUCCUCUUUCAGCACAAAAGUGAGAUUCACGAGACUCCUCUAAGAUGUCUUACAGAAAGGAGCUAGAAAAAUAUCGAGACCUGGAUGAAGACAAGAUCCUUGGAGCUCUGACAGAGGAGGAGCUCAGGAAGUUAGAGGAUGAACUGGAAGAGCUGGAUCCUGAUAACGCACUGCUGCCAGCAGGGCUCAGGCAGCGGGAUCAGACACAAAAGCCGCCAACUGGCCCGUUCAAAAGGGAGGAACUCAUGGCCCACCUAGAAAAGCAAGCAAAGGAUGUUAAAGACAGAGAAGACUUGGUUCCUUUCACGGGUGAAAAGAGAGGAAAAGCUUGGAUCCCCAAGCAGAAGCCGAUGGAUCCUGUUUUGGAAAGUGUGACCCUGGAGCCGGAACUGGAGGAAGCCCUUGCUAAUGCCUCUGAUGCAGAGCUCUGUGACAUUGCUGCCAUCCUUGGUAUGCACACCUUGAUGAGUAAUCAGCAGUACUAUGAGGCACUGGGGAGCACCACCAUCGUGAACAAAGAGGGGCUCAACAGUGUGAUUAAGCCCACACAGUACAAACCAGUUCCUGAUGAGGAACCAAACUCAACGAAUGUAGAAGAAACUCUGAAACUAAUACAAAGCAAUGAUCCUGACCUUGAGGAAGUCAACCUUAACAAUAUUAUGAAUAUUCCCAUACCAACUCUAAAAGCUUUUGCGGAAGCUCUGAAAAAUAACACCUAUGUGAAGAAGUUCAGUAUAGUUGGGACACGGAGCAAUGAUCCUGUUGCUUUCGCACUGGCAGAAAUGCUGAAAGUCAACAACACGCUGAAGAGCCUGAAUGUGGAAUCCAACUUCAUUUCUGGGUCCGGGAUCCUGGCUGUUGUGGAAGCGCUCCAGGGCAACACCUCUCUAGUAGAGCUGCGCAUUGACAACCAGAGCCAGCCCUUGGGCAACAAAGUAGAAAUGGAGAUUGCGAGCAUGUUGGAAAAGAACACCUCCCUGCUGAAGUUUGGGUACCAUUUCACUCAGCAAGGUCCCCGGCUCCGCGCCUCCAAUGCCAUGAUGAAUAACAAUGACCUAGCUCAUACUCAUUGAUCAGAUGGUCUCUGGCAAUAGCAUCUCAGCUCUACACCUGGAUAAUUGAGGAAGAGAAGACUUGCAGAGUUGAAUGGGCCUAUUUUUCCCAAGUGCAGAACUGGAGUGUAAUUCCUGGCUGUGGAGAUCAUUCCCGGUGAUCUGUUCUACACUGUGGAAAUCUAAAGGCAAUAAGUGCCUUGACAGAGUAUUUGUGGUGCCUCGGUUCUGUUUUAUGCACUAUCAAUCAGUUUAAAUUAACUAGUGGCUGUAGUUGAAGAUUUUACCCAGUAGGACUGUUGAUGUUUUCUGUAGAGUUCAAACUAUUCAAGCCAAUUUAUGCAGUCUCAGUUUUGAGUACAUCCCAGGGUAAAAGUGAUUCUUAAUUAACCUGGGACUUAAUUUUUCUAUAAACUUCCUGCACAGUGUUUCAUACGGUCAGGAUGUGGUAUGCAUGAGUGAAAGAAACAACUGCUCCACACAAAUUACAGAAGUAUUAAAAAAAUACUUUAUUUUUCUUCCCCCAAAUUGAUCUCAAGCAACUAUGGAGGAACAGUUAGUUUAACAAGCACUUCUACUACCUGAAAACAUGGCUAAUUUAAAGAAUUGUGAAUUACAGGUUUUUACUGACCUUUGCUGAGGCAAUUUGUUGGAGGUGCUGUUUCAAGCACAUCCUCAUGUUUCAUUUUCUCCAGCUCCUAAUAAUAAGGAACUUAAGGCCACCAAUUAUAAAACAAAAGUCUCAAAAAUUGAGUGGUUUAGGAUUGGCUAAUAACUCUUCUAUCCUAUCCAUGUCUUCUACCCUAUCCAUGCCUGAAGAAAACAGUCCCCUUUAGAGAAAUGACGCAAAUACUAAGCCCACACAGAUGGCCAAACUAAUUAUCUAAUCCUUACUCGUUCAGUUUCCUAAUGUUAAAAGUGUGUGUCCAAAUACUCACUGGAAACAAGUCACAUUCUUUCUCUUUGCUGUUUUGUCUGGAUGACCAUGUUCACUAAUUAAAUUUUGUUCUGAUGGGGAUUUUCUUUUACUGCCAUUCCUAAUGUCUGCAUAAGUGCAACAAUAAAUGUGCCCUAGAAAAGCUGGUCAAUGAAAUAGCCCAACUCUGAAUUUACACUGCAUAUAGUCCAAUAGCUUUGUCAGUCUACCACCCACCAUCCAGCCUGAGAGGAAUUCCCCACAGGCUUGUGUAGCUCCCAGACAUGCAGUGGACCCACCCCUAUCCCAUCCAAAACUCCUGCUAUUAACCUGGGUGGGAUCCUGCUCUGUAGGAAGAGUCUCCUGUUAGAAGCACUGCCACACUAGAGCCUUAUUCCUGGUCUGAUGACGUGCCCUAGAAAAUGUUUUCACUUGCUAGAUAUCUGUCUGUACGCAUCUGUUAAGAGUGACGUUUUGCAGCCUUUGAUGCAUACCCCUGCAAAGUCCCACAGAUUCCUUUAGAGCUUGUGCACAAAUGCCACCUGUGAUUUAGCUCUGACCAGUGAAACAGAGCAACACUGUACUUUCAGCAGUGUGGGAAAUGUGUCUGUUGCUCUUCAAAGCUUAAUAAAUGCACCCAUGGUGUCAAAUAAAA